Messenger RNA from Aspergillus lentulus, 684 nucleotides. Its product is annotated as F1F0 ATP synthase subunit 5. Gene Ontology annotation, cellular component: membrane. Gene Ontology annotation, molecular function: proton-transporting ATP synthase activity, rotational mechanism. Gene Ontology annotation, biological process: proton motive force-driven ATP synthesis. NCBI's taxonomy places the organism in Eukaryota, Fungi, Ascomycota, Eurotiomycetes, Eurotiales, Aspergillaceae. The record is from RefSeq and is a predicted model, not a curated record.
AUGAACACCGCUCGUGUCGCCCGUCUUGGCCUGCGUGCCACUCAGCAGUUCUCCGUCCCUCGCACUGCCGCUCUCAACGGUUUGAGGACUUAUGCUACCCCGGCUCAGAACGUCAAGCCCCCCGUGGCUCUCUUCGGCGUUGAUGGAACCUAUGCUACUGCUCUGUACACUGCCUCUGCCAAGUCCUCCGCUCUCGACCAGACCUCCAAGGCUCUCUCCAGCCUCGGUCAGACCUUCAAGGCCGACCGCAAGCUGACCAACAUCAUCGCUGCCCCCACCCUCACUGCCAGCGACAAGCAGCAGAUCAUCCAGGAGCUCCAGAAGAUCGCCGGUAACGACAAGGGCGACAUCAUCAAGAACUUCCUGCAGACUCUGGCUGAGAACAACCGUCUCGGUCUCCUUGAGAGCAUCUGCGAGAAGUUCGAGACCCUCAUGGGUGCUCACCGUGGUGAGAUGGAGGUUACCAUCACCAGUGCCCAGGAACUCGACAACAAGACCAUCAACCGCCUUGAGAAGGCUGUUUCCAAGCACGAGCUCAGCCAGGGCAAGAAGCUCAAGAUCGUUACUAAGGUCAACUCCGACAUCGUCGGCGGCCUCGUCCUGGAGAUCGGUGACCGCACCAUCGACCUCAGCGUCUCGUCCAAGAUCGCCAAGCUCAACAAGGCCCUUACCGAUGCUCUGUAG